Molecule: messenger RNA, 3034 nt
Organism: Triticum dicoccoides
Lineage: Eukaryota; Viridiplantae; Streptophyta; Magnoliopsida; Poales; Poaceae
Exons: 2
Coding region: 431-2455 (674 amino acids)
Molecular function (GO): zinc ion binding; nucleic acid binding
Source: RefSeq, a predicted model, not a curated record
CGCCCGUCCAGCCGGCGUCCGACACCGUUGUCGUGGACAUCUUUGACGAUGAAGAUUAGCUAGGAUAGCACGUAGUAUGUAGUACGUAUGAUUUUUUUGAUAUAAAGGUUAAAAUAUGAAAGACUCUAAUGCAGACUAGCUAUAAGGCUUGAAUGCAAACUAGCUAAUUUGAGGCGUGACAGAGGGCGUUUGGCCGGAGAUGCUCCAACAGUGUUCUUGUUUACCCUUUCCUCAAUCCGUCAUCCCUACUCGUUGCUGCUUCUAUUUUCCCAUCCCCAACAAAGGUUGAGAAUCGAAACGCAAGACGGCACUCCGGUUGUUGACCCCGCCGCCCGAGCUUGCUGCUGCACAGCCAUCGCCGCCGCCGCCGCCGCCGCCGGUAUCCCUUGUCCUGCUCACCGCUGCUCACGCCCCUCAGAAGACAAUUCAAAUGGAAACCAAUGGGUUAUCUAUCAAGAGUCAGGAAACCGGGUCAAAAAGAAAGUGGGAGACUAAUGCAGACCUCAGCCGCCGCUUUUGCACUAGCCAACAUGAAAGUCCAUGGGAAGGCGGUGCAGCGAAGCACAUCACAUGCCAUUCCUCUGAGUACCAAGGCCAGUCUUCGCAAGAGUGUCCACCAUGGAAUUAUGGUUCGCUCACUACCUCGCCAGGGAAGCAAAAAGAUUUCCGCUUUUGCAGUAACCAACAUAAAAGUCCAUGGGAAGGCGGCACAACAGAGCACAUCGCAUGGCAUUCCUCUUGGUACCGAGGCCACUCUUCACAAGAGUGGCCUACACGGAAUGGUGCUUCACUCACCCCCUCGCUAGGGAGGCAAAAUGAUUUCCGCUUUUGCAGUAACCAACAUACAAGUCCAUGGGAAGGCGGCACAACAGAGCACAUCGCAUGCCAUCCCUCUUGGUACCAAGGCCACUCUUCACAAGAGUGGCCUACACGGAAUGGUGGUUCACUCACCCCCUCACCAGAGAGGAAUGAUUUCCAUGUUUCAGGAGGUCAGUUCUUUCUGACAUUCAACCCAUACGAACAAGAUGUAGAAAGUAGGUACCUUCAGGACAAAAAGAACGGGGUAAUCACUUGUUUGGUCUGUGGCAAGGAAGGACAUUACAGUAGUAAGUGCCGUUUCAAGGAUCAAGAGCACAGAAUCAUUUGCACAGUCUGUGGCAAAAAUGGCCACUGUAGCAUGUGGUGUUGCCAGCAGAACAAGUCGGAGAAUCGAGCUUGCACCCGCUGUGGAGAGAUAGGGCAUAGUACCAGUACACAUGGUCUCAGUUGCUCAAGCUGCGACGAGCAUCAUGACGAUGGAGAGUGCCGAUUGAGCGAAGUUAAAUGCUUUAUUUGUGAAUGUCAGGAUCAUUAUCUUGCUCAGUGCCCCUUGAAUUCAGUAUUGACUGAGGCAGUUAAGGGUCAGAGAGACAACUUCCAAGCUGCUCUGCGGCUUGCACUAUCAAAACAAGGCAACCCAUCAUCUACACCUGCCAAGUGUUCUGCAAAAUCAGAAGGAAAAGUACUGACCGCCAACAACUCUAGUCCAAUAGUCACCGCAUACAACGCAAGCACAACAAUAUGCUUUACAUGCCGUGAAGAAGGUCACUUUGCUUUUCAGUGUCCUCAGAACAGCCCCGGCCUGUGCAUAGUAUUUGAAGAGAGCGGCACUAUAGCUACAUCCGCCAACCUGUCCAAAAAAUUAGAAGAAUGGGACCCUGAUACUGGUACUGCUAAACAAUCAUCAGAAAUGAAGCCGAUAUUAUACGAUCGAUGUUGCCCCUCAAAAGCAAAAGUACUGCCCCCCAACAAGUCUAGUCCAAUGGUUAGAACAUGUAAAACAAAAACAAAAGGGAAGAAAAAGAUGUGCUAUACAUGCCGGGAAGAAGGCCACUAUGCCCGUAUGUGUCCGCAGAGGUUCGGAGCUAUAUCUGGCAACACGUCAAAAGAACUAGAAGAGAGCAGCACUAUACCUACAUCCUCAAACAUGUCCAAAGUAUUGGAAGAACAGGACCCUGGUACUGCUAAACAGUCAUCAGAAAUGAAGCCGGCAUCGAUUGUUCAAUGUGUUAGCUGUGGUCAGGAAGGGCACAGGGCCAGGAGCUGUCCAACAGUGGUGUUUACAUGCUACAAAUGCAAUGAAGAAGGCCACACAGCCAAUGAUUGCCGUCAGAACCAAUCAUCAGAAAUGAAGCCGGCAUCAGUUGUUCGAUGUGUUAGCUGUGGUCAGGAAGGGCACAGGGCCAAAAGAUGUCCAACAGUGGUGUUUACAUGCUACAAAUGCAAUGAAGAAGGCCACUCAGCCAAGAAUUGCCCUCAGAACCAAUCAUCAGAAAUGAAGCCUAAAUCGAAUGUCUACUGUGUUAGUUGUGGUCAGGAAGGGCACAUGGCCAAGAGGUGUCCAACACGAGUGUUUACAUGCUUCAGAUGCAAUGAAGAAGGCCACAUAGCCAAGAAUUGCCCUCAGAAGCGUUAAGACUGCCACGCCGAGAGCUGUCGGUAAAGCAAACAGUGCCACACACUAUACACGCCGUUACAUAUUCAAUCACGCCGAGAAGCAGCUGGUGAAGAGAUUUUGACACUGAGAUACGACCAAGGAAGCUCGCAAAGUUACUCACUGAGCUGAGCCAGACCUCCACCUUUGACCAAGAAGUUGUUGCAGAGUUACUAGCUUUUUCUUGUGAUAUUCUAGCUGUUGAAAGUUUUCAAGGAUAUGGGUCUACUUAUGAUAUGUGUUUUAGAAUGUCCUUUUCUAUGAAGUUGGUGGUGCCAAUUGAAGAUCUGAUGAAAAGACAUUCCCAAGACUGCGUUCACAACUGCCGGACUGUGCAAGUUACUGGCAUGUUCCUUGGUUUAAUAAAUGCUUAUCCAUACUAAAUGAACUUGAUGAAGUGUAAGGAAUACAUCUGGGUAAGUUGCGGCAAUAUUCUGUAAUAUCUGAAGAAUGCAUAGAACAUCUGAGUUAGUACUGGAAAGUUCCGUAAACACCAUGAGUUGGUACUGGAGAAGUUUUGGAACCAUUUAAAUGAUGAGUUCAUCAUGUGUGAAGUCUGAA